This is a messenger RNA of Vollenhovia emeryi, 3986 nucleotides long. RefSeq lists its product as uncharacterized. Lineage: Eukaryota; Metazoa; Arthropoda; Insecta; Hymenoptera; Formicidae. The record is from RefSeq and is a predicted model, not a curated record. Gene Ontology annotation, cellular component: nucleus. Bases 1023 to 2687 code for a protein of 554 amino acids. The transcript is spliced from 9 exons. Gene Ontology annotation, molecular function: protein binding. Gene Ontology annotation, biological process: regulation of transcription by RNA polymerase II.
GUGUAAAUUACCCCCAGAAGUGUCAAAAUAGUCCCAGAAUUCCAACCCGGGAACGUAACAAUUGCCCGCAGAUAAUUAUAAGAGUAAAACACUCGUCGGUCUCGAAAUAUUUCCCACAUUGGUCUGUUGGACUAACGAAGCUCUUUCGUAGACUUAUCCGCGCUUCAGAUCUCGAGCGAUUCCAAGAAUAUGGACGAUUUACCUUCUAUUCGUCUUAAUCUAACAGUCGACCGGUGAAAAUACGAUUAGAUAUCCACGAGCCCUCGAUAACGCCUAUCACAUCCACUGUUUGUAAUUGGGAUGGUAAAAUUGUAAAACUCGGGGGGGUAGAAAUCACACGCCAUCUGCUAGACCCUUUUUCUAGUCUUUGAUAACUCUGCUACGCCCUUUGUCACACCGCUACUAAUCGCUCUCGCCACAUCUCGCGUGUAUAUAUAAGCGACGCUUUUAAUUCCCUAAUUGUUUUAUCACAAUCGCCUGUAAUUACGCAUUACAGAAACUCUUAACAAACGCCACUCUGCCCCUCGGCCCCGCGUCCGGCGUGUUCGUCGAAUGCAUUCUCAAAUCGGAGCGGAAAGACUCGUUCAGUGAUCCGCACAGAUGUACGCGGCAGUGCAGUUUUGUAAGACAAGAAAAGUGAUUCGCGUGCAUGAAUCACGAGACUAAUCGGCGUUGGUGAGUUAUCCGGAAACGAGCCGCCGUCUGAUACGUCGUUCACCAAGUCCCUCAGCAGCUCGAGCCGGUUUCCAGCAGUUCGAGGAACAGCAUAGGUGAGGCGAAUCGGCGGCUGAAGGGGGAAAUAGACCAAGUUACCGAGAACUUGGUUUAUGCACGGGUAUUGCGGAGGGAAGAGCGAGCCGUCCCUCAAGUCUAAUCCUGAGCCAGGGGUUCGAAUACAUACUUAACAUUGGCGGGUCGCGGGAGGAGGCGAGGGCGGGCGACGAGAGUACGGUGAACCGGAAGCGAACGCGACGGUGGCCGGCUCGGUCGAGGAGGAGUUCGCGGCGGCGCCUGGGCCGCGCAUGCUUCAACAACGAGGCUGUACAGCAACAGCAACGACACCCGCACCCGCUACGACGGCCGGCUCAGCAUCAUCGUCUUCAUCAUCCUCAUCGUCCAACAUGUUCCCACAACAGUACUGCCUGAGAUGGAAGUACCAUCACAGCAACCUGCAGACCAUGUUCUCGCAGCUGCUCGAGCGGCAGGCCUACUGCGACGUCACGCUCGCCUGCGAGGGCAAAACGUUGCGGGCGCACAAGGUAGUACUGUCGGCGUGCAGCACGUAUUUCGACACGAUCCUAUCGCAGUACGAGGAGAAGGACCCCAUCGUCAUCAUGCGUGACGUCAAAUUCUCGGACAUCAAAGUGCUGGUCGAGUUCAUGUACAAGGGAGAGAUCAACAUUGAUCACACGAGGCUGUCGUCGUUACUGAAAACCGCCGAGGAUCUACACAUCAAGGGGCUCGCCGAGGUGAGCUGGCGCAGCGACUCCACGCAAAAUGACCUGAAUAACACUGGCCACAGUCCCAGCACCGGCACGCCCGGCGUGGAGACGGUUUUGCGGGAGGGUGAAACAGACGAGACUCAACCGACACCCAACAAGAGACGCAGAGGUCGUCCGCCUCUGGACGAUCCACCGUCGGCACACGACGUCUUCACACCCAAGAUCACUUGUAUCACCGGAAACGAGGAAAUGAUGAGCGAGGGCGGCGACCAUGAGAGUUGGGACGACGAGAUGAUGAUGAACGAGACUAACGAAACGCCACUGCCGGUGCUGUCCUACAUGUCCAAGGACGACGCAUCCGAGGAAAAGAAAGCAGCUAGCACUCCGUCAAACUCUAACGCCACAAAUCUGUCGAUUCCCGAACAAUUCCGAGACGUAAUAAAGAUGAACGAUUACUUGACGACGGGACGUCGACAGGAGUUCUGGGAGGAACCGUUCACGCGCCGCGUUAUGGACGCCAUCAAGAGCAAAGAGCUCGAGAUGAAGACUGCCGCCGAGAUCCUCGGCGUCUCUUAUGGCACUCUCUACGGCAGAUACCGCGACAGUUAUGGUUGCCUUAAACACCCGUACAGAGUAAGGGAUUUUUGGUCUGAACCGGGCCCCGCGGAAGUGCUGGCGAAGCUGCGGCGAAAGGAGAUAACAUUAUUCCGAGCCGCCGAGUUCCUCAAUGUCACCGUCCACACGCUCGCGACUUAUCUGUCAACGCUGCAGGGCCCGGAUAGAAUCUCAUUGUCCGGUGACCUCAACGCAGCGUCCAGCGGUAGCAUCGACAGCGGCAGCAACAACAACGCGACAGAAGCCACGACGACGGAGAACAGCGAGUCCGUCAACGACAUCCUGCAGAAGAUCAACGCGAACGUGGCGACCACGACGUCGAUUAAGCGCGAGGGCGGCGGCUACAUCGAGGUGCCGACGGCAGUGUCCAAGUGUUCCACCACGUCCGUGUUGGAAAAUAACCCGGACAUCACGAUCGUCAAAACGGAGAACUUGCUGCGUAAGCGCGAAUAUACGAAAAUGUCCACAGAGAACAACAACGCGAAGCUGAUGAGCGGAGGCGCUGUCAGCGAGGUCAGCCAGCAGCAGCAGCAGCAGCAGCAACAACAACAACAGCAGCAGCAGCAGCAGCAACAACAGCAAAAGCUCGCCGACCCGUUGUCAUUAAACAACGACAACAGCAAACCCUAACUAUUCAGACCCUACUUGACACCUACGGCGAAUCACCAUCAUCCGCGCAGCGUAGCGCCAAGCGGAGCCAGCUAUAGAUCCGACCUGCAGUGCCCGCGUAGUUUCUAUUCCAACGUGUUUUCCCGCUUUCUCACGAAUUUUCAUUUGAAGUAGAUGAAAGAGAGGCAGAAGGAGAGCGGCGCUGGACACCGCAGUUCCGCGCGCGCCCAAUUCCGCAAGAGUUUAGCGCCUCUGACAAUCUCGCGUGCGAUCGUUCGCGAUUGGAGCGGCGGAGCGCCGUGGCUGCGGCGGGGCGGAUAAAACGCGAGAACUUUGUGACGACACCCCUGCCUUCGAAUCGACUCCCGCGCGACCACGGCCUAUCGUCGCGUAUUUUUCACGUCUUAAGAGUAUAAAACCUGAUCUACAAUAUGCUCUUUGCGUCUAGUAAUAUUCUAUUUUGUGGAUAUCCAUACCAAUCAAUAUGUUUAAAAACUUGGAGCAAAUUGAAACCGUAAGCAUGUACAUUAUGUACUGUAUAUGUAUACAUUGUCGAUCAAUUUUUCCAGCAUAUUAAUUUGCUUAUAUAAUACAAAACAGAAUAUUUCUAAUUGCAAAAAGCACACUGUGGAUUGGACUUGAACGUCGCGAAUUCUCCUAGCGGAGUUAGUACCGAAAUUCCUCCCGUUUUAACUUCAAAUUGGACUUUUGAUCCACACAGGUCGGUACGCGCGCGCGCGCGUACACGACCUUGGCCUUUACGAGGAAAAAUGAAAAAGCAAAAGAAGCAACAAAAGGGAUAAAGCGUAUAAUAAAAAGUUCACUCGAAGUUCCUUUUGAAUAACGAUGUAGAGUGUAUUAUCGCAACAAAGAAUGCCUAUUUUCUGCCGCAUGUGUCUGUAUGGUAAAGAGCGACAAUAUAUUCACCACAAGUAGACCCAUCAUAGUAAUACACAAAGUGAAACGGAGAAAGGGAGGGGGUGAGAAGAAAGAGAGAGAGAGAGAGAAAGAAAUGAAGCUGAAUAACGGUCCUUCGACGUAGAUAUGUUCCACGUGCGAUCGUCGUUAGGAUCGCCUUAGGAUCACGUUUCAGUUAAUGCCCGUAUAUAAACUCGAGAAUUUAAAUCAUAAAGCUUGUACUAUUGGAAAAGGCGUCCAUUCGAUAUGUGGUAUACGGUACGCGACACAGAGAGAGAGAGACAUAUAUAAAACGAAAGACCUGAGAAAAAAGGCGAUUGUAGAUAGUAUUCUCACCCAUUUGUAUUUAAAAGAGUAUUUAGUGAGCUAGAGAGUGAGAGAAUGAAUGAGAGAGAGAGAGAA